Messenger RNA from Cotesia congregata, 1350 nucleotides. The record is from the annotation of a GenBank genome assembly. Lineage: Eukaryota; Metazoa; Arthropoda; Insecta; Hymenoptera; Braconidae.
AUGAAUUUAGAGCUAUUGGAAUCAUUUGGACAAAAUUACCCAGAGGAAUUUGAUGGAACGCUCGAUUGUAUUUCGCUGGCCGUAACAUGUACAUUCAACAAAAGAGGUACAUUGUUAGCCGUGGGCUGUAAUGAUGGUAGAAUAGUAAUAUGGGAUUUUUUAACUCGCGGAAUUGCCAAAAUAAUUAGUGCUCAUGUACAUCCUGUUUGUUCACUCAGUUGGUCAAGAAACGGACACAAAUUGCUGAGCGCAUCGACAGACAACAAUGUUUGUAUAUGGGAUGUAUUAUCAGGAGAAUGCGAUCAAAAAUACCGUUUUCCAUCGCCGAUAUUAAAAGUACAAUUUCACCCGAGAAAUUCAAAUAAAUUUUUAGUCUGUCCGAUGCGACAUGCUGCUGUAAUGGUGGAUGUUGAAGGUACACAUCGUGUUAUUCCCCUGGAUGAAGAUAGUGAUUUAAAUAUCGUCGCGUCUUUUGAUAGACGAGGAAAUUUUGUGUACACAGGAAACGCCCGUGGCAGAAUUCUCGUUCUUGAUUCCGAGACAUUAACUAUAAAUGCUUCUUAUAAAAUAUCUCAGGGUACUGCCAGCAACACCGCGGUUAAGAGUAUUGAAUUUGCGCGCCGUGGGUCAUGUUUUCUUGUCAAUACUUCCGACCGAGUGAUACGUGUUUACGACAGUACGGAGAUACUUGCUUGUGGGAAGGACGGGGAGCCGGAGCCGAUACAAAAAUUGCAGGAUUUGGUUAACAAAACAAUGUGGAAAAAAUGUUGCUUUUCAGGCGACGGGGAGUACGUUUGCGCUGGCUCUGCUAGGCAGCAUGCACUUUAUAUUUGGGAAAAAAGUAUCGGUAAUUUAGUUAAAAUAUUGCACGGAACCAAAGGAGAGCUUUUGCUGGACGUUGUGUGGCAUCCAGUGAGACCUAUAAUAGCAUCAAUAUCCUCCGGAGUGGUGUCUAUUUGGGCACAGAAUCAAGUUGAAAAUUGGUCUGCGUUCGCCCCAGAUUUCAAGGAAUUGGACGAGAACGUAGAGUACGAGGAGAGAGAAAGCGAAUUUGACUUGAGUGAUGAAGAUAAAUCUGUCGUACAGGGCGAAGAGGCUCAGGAUGAAGAAAUCGAAGUUGACGUCGCAGCUAUUGACAGAGUCGCGGCUUUUUGCAGCUCCGAUGAAGAAACAGAAGAUAUUGGUACAUUACAAUAUUUACCGAUAGCCCCCGAGGUUGAAGAACCAGAAGAUCAAGCUGCUGCACAAGAACCACCCAACAAAAAAUAUCGAUCCCAUGAUAUUCAUUUGCAGAAUGCACCUGAAAACGGUAACUUUUUCACUUUAUCAUUUAUCAUUUAUUUUAUUCAA